AGUGGACCCGCGGAGCAGCGCGCGAACGGAGCUCGCGCCGGCGCGACCGAUUUGCGCGCGAGAGACGUCGGAGCGAGAGGACGUCGAGCGUGGCGCGAGUGGACGUUGGACGUGACGUGUAGGGACAGUGUGAGGGGAGGACUGAGGUUUGGAGUGAGUCUGGUCUGGACGGUGUCAACCCCGCGAGUGUUGUGAUUUGGACAGCGCGAAAGUGUCAGUGUUACGGUGAACAUAGUGGGAAAAGGAACGAUGUUUGGACGUUUCUAAUGAUGCAGACAGUGUGAUUUUCUGAAAAAAAAUCGAACAGUCGUCGAGGCGGCGGUGCUCGAUUUCGGAGACAUUCAGCGAACAAUUUCAAUGUCGCCAGUGUCGUUAGCCGCUGCGACCUUUCUCACGCCGUACUUGUGAACAUUGUAUUCCCACCAUUUAGUGAACUCAAUACUCCUGCGAACCAGUGAGUCAUUCAAACCGAACUGGGUCGCAGGCAUCUCUGAAGCAGCCGAGGCGCAGGCGGCGUGGUCUCCUCUAUCCACGGAACUGCGAUUUAUCCCGCCCUGUUGAUGUGAAACAGAUCUGGGAGUGCCGCGAAAACGGACGUGCCGAUUCGGGUGACCGUUUCGCUCCGGCGGUGAACCGGAGAUUUUAGCAACGAACCGCAACUGCAGAGAGCGAGUUAUCUGUCAACUGAGCCGGGUGACCUUUGCCCUUUGUCCUUCAUUUUCAUUCGAGGUUACCUCGCUCUUCUGAAGAAACUGGACCGUAACGGAUUCUGCCGUUGAACCUGUUGAAGAAGUUUUAGAAAUCACACCAUGGACGGCGUGGCAAGAACACGCCGGUCUAUGCCGCGUAUUCCCUGGGUUGCUCGCGAUGUUCGCGACACUUGCGAGGGUCGAGACGCACUGCAGGCGAUCCCCCUUCCCUGCACGUCAGGAGUGCCGCUGAGCCGUCCCUCUGAUGGCCCCGUGGUUUGUCGAGCUCGACCCAUGGAGGCCAACGCCCUCGCGCAUCGCUCCCGGUUCUCAGAUGUGCGACUGAGUCUGCGGGUGCGUCUCCCGGAAACGCACUCAUCACGACUCAUCUCCAGGCUUGCUGAGCCGUUCAAGAUACGUCUUCGCCGCCAGAGAAGCCCUGCUUCGAGGCUGACCCGUACGCAGAGUGUGACCCUGACCCCGGCUGCUGGGGUACAGCGGCGCAGCAGCUUCCAGGAGAGGCUGCGGAAGCUCGAAAGACCGUUCGUGAGACGAAGAGUCCCACAGCCCGUGUGUGAAGAAUCGGACGAUGAUCUUGCGGAUGUUGCUGAUGUUCUUCGCGAGAAUCGUCAGGGUUGCGAGUCUAGCGCCAAGCGCGAUGUCAAACCCAUUCGUGAAGCGAGGAUGACAUUUGAAGCCUACGACACGCAGAGUGAGAAACUGAACAUGUGUAGUUUUGUCACGGAUACCCAGGCCUCCGCCAGUAGUCCUGCCAGUCCCGAAGCUGGCGAAACCCGUGCUAGGCGUCGCCAACGUGUCUCCUACGCCGCCUUCACAUCUGUCGCCCGAGCUUCUCGCGCUUCACGACUCUUCUCAGCAGACGGCGCCGAUUCAGCCGGCGCGAGCGAGGCGGGAAGCGACUCUGGAGCGUCCAGCUACGAUUCGGAUCGCUCCUCAGACCGACCAAAGACCAUCACAGAUCUCUCGCAGCUCUAUGCGGAUGUGACGCCAUCGCGGACUGGUCGUCGUCGCUCCGGAAGUUCGGAUACCCUGCGCGACGCCACGGCGGAAGUCGCCGGACGGAAACGAUGGCGCCAGGGCAGCAUGGAGGUUCUUGUGGACGGGCUGAACAUGACGAAGGCGGAGAGGAAGAGACUGGAGAAGCUCAGCAAGAUCAACAUCCACCUCCAUGCUCUGUAUGCUGCCGUCGAACACGGUCAACUGGAGAAGGCCAGAGCCAUCCUGAAGACAACUGAUGUGGAUGUCAACAGCGUGAAUGGGGAUGGCUUUUCACUGCUGGACAUUGCUGUGAUGACCAACAAUCAGCAGAUGGCGCGACUUCUGCUCACCUGCGGAGCCAGGGAAAGCUCCCAAUUUCUGUCCACGGACAGCAGGUGCUCCCACCUGCAGGAGCUGGUGCGGAAGGCGCAGCGGAGGGUCGACAUGCUUACCAGCUACGUCUCCAGCACCAACGGCGGCAAGGAGUCGGAGAAGCAGAGGACCCUGUGGCAGAGGCGACUCAAGCUCCUCAACAGGAUGAAAGUCGGCUUCGACCAGACGCGCCCGCCUGACCCCCCAGCUCGGGUCACAGUCGAGGUCACUGGUCCCCAAGAGGUCAGACUGCGCCUGGAUGAACCCGAUUGUCAGCAUCAGGCCAUCUGCACCAAGUACAAAGUCCAAUGGUCGACAUCUGCCGACUUCAGUAGCGUCGCCGGUGAGCGUGAUGUCACUGACCUGGUUCCACCACCCGAGCUACCCGUGAGACAACUGACCCAGGGGAGGCGCUACUUCUUCCGCGCGGCGGCCGGCAACUUCUGUGGCUGGAGCCGCUUCGUCAGCUCGAGUCCGGCCGGCGUCCUGCCAUCAGUAUGGAGGGACGCCGACCAGCGUAUGUCCCGUCUGAGCGGAAAAGUGGCAGCUCUAGACCGGCUCUUUACCCAGAUCCGUGACUCCCGGCCUCAGUACGCCAGUGACCUCAGAAAUCUGGACGGCCAGAGCGAGUCACCUAUGGCGCGGAAGAACAUCAAGAAGAAGAGUAUCAAGAACCUCUUCCAGACGGCCAUCAAGUUCCAGAAACAUCUCAGAAGCGGCGUGUACCUGGCUAGCGUCAUCUACCACGAGGACCGUGUUGCCAUGACAACCGAGGACUUUCUACCGGUCCUGGAAGUGGAUGAGUCCUACCCGAGCUCCAUUCACGCCGACUUUCAUUGGCUAAUGAAGGUGGCCUGCACGUGGGACGACGUCCGGUCACUGCGCCAGGACAUGGAGAGAUCUCUGAGCUCCUCGUCUGUCCACUUCCGUAUCAAACUGCUGGCCGCCGCCGAGCAGCUGCAGUCGGCUCUGGGUGUUCAGGACCUGGGUCAGCUGUACUUCAAACCGCUGCGGGACAGCCAUGGCACCCUGGUGUUCGUCGUCAUCUACCACAUGAGGUCGGGCAAGCUUCCGUCGGCCUCUGUUAGGUGGCAGCAGGUGAACAAGCUGCAAAGGAAGGUCUCCACGUCGGAGGAAGAGCCGACUGUCGGCGAGAGUCUCAUCUCUGAGAUCAAGGACAUCAUCACGUACCACAUGGUCUCCUCGGUCGGCGUGUCCCGGGGACUCUACCUCGGCUACCUGCAAUGUCAGACGUCAGUCGACAUCAUACGGGUCAGCGUGUCCAAGGACAAGCCGAAUGUCCUGCCGCACGUGCGCGUCAGAGACAACCCGCACGUCAGCAGUGAGGAGUGGGAGUGGCUCCAGGAGAGCUCCUCCUACCGGCCGCCGACCUCCGAGGAGGACGGUGACGUCACACCCGGCGUGACGUCAUCCAGCUUGAGUGUGACGUCACGGUUCAGGACCCAGGUGGAGACAGCGGUACGGCGGCUGCUCAAACUGAUGGACGUUCCCGCGGAACAGGCGGCCAAUCACAGGCUGUACAACGCCGAGGUGCUGGAGCUGAACGGCACCACCAGUUUCCUGCUGCUGGUACCGGCUGCUGAUCAGGUGUGCUCGAUCAAACAGACGGAGGAGCUGACGGCGCCCAACGACUGCCUCCGCCUGCCCGUCCAGAUUUUCGAGAUGGUACACAUGAUGACCUACCAGCGCUCUUUCGUGAGCCGCUACAGUCGCAUCAGCUCCAUCCUGGAGACGGAUACCAUCAUGGCGCAGCACGCUCACAGAGAGGCAUUCAGUGACGCCGAGAUCAGCGAGGCGCGGGGCCGUCUCUCGCAGCUGCAGACCUUCCAGACGGAACUGGAGGGUGUGUGGAGGACCUCUCGCUGGCUCACAGACGCCAUCGCCUGGGCCAGGGAUAAGACGCAGGAGGGUUGCCCUCUCUCGGUGGCAGCGCUCCGCUCCUGGGACGGCCGAGAUGUCAGCGUCUCACCCGUUCGAGACGCCAAACGGCUGCGAAAGGAGGAGGCCCCGCCGGCGCCCAGCCCGGCCGAGUUCCGCAGAUCCAGCUCUCAGCGUCUGCUAAAACCCCGUCCAGAGUUCCAAAAGUCGCGCACAUCCGAGUGCCUGCUCAAGUCUCGAGGCGCUGGUGACGAGGGACGCGCACUGCUCGGUUACCAAGACUCGAGUAGCGAGGACUCUCUGUCUCGCCCCCGACCUCCCAACUCGGCCCGCAUUGUUGGGGGAGUGGGUGGUAGUGGUGGUGAAGGCACUGGAGGGACGCAACUGCUUUCGGUGGCCUCGGACCUUCGGAAGAGUUCUGCGCCCGAUGUGUACGUCCACGCGGACGUGGAGCGACAGUGGAACGCGGCACUCAGUCGCUCAACGCCCAGCUUUGGCGAGCGCCUGGCGCCACCCACUCGCCAGCUUCGCAUGCGUGGUGGCGGAGACCGCUCACCCAGCGACGCGAGCAGUUUGGCCUCCUCCGCGAGGAGUCUGUCGUCGAAUGACACAGAAACGGACACAGUCAGUGCCGACGAGGCUGACGACGCGUCGGCGGCGGCGCCGGGCGUGUUGCAGGUUUUCGCGGCAUACGAGACCGGACUGGCGGCCGGAACGUCGGUACGACUGCACGUAACGCCUCGCACGUGCGCACGUGAGGUGGUGGAUCUGGUGGUGAAGCAGCUGAACAUGGCUGUGGUACUGAAGGGUCGUCAAGGUCCUGUGUACUCGGCCGACCAGCUGCGUACCUUCUGCCUCGUGGCAGUGAUUGGCGCGAGGGAGAGAUGUCUGAGGGAUGACUUUCGGCCGCUGCAGCUUCAGAACCCCUGGAAGAGGGGCAAGCUGUUCGUGCGACGUCGCACAGAGAUUUUAGCGGCGAUUCAGCAGAACUCUGUCCGAGAUAAGGAAGCGGUCUAGGAGCAGGAGGCCGUGUACUCAACUUCGCUGUGAUUGAUUAUGGAAUGUGACUGCUUUGCGUGUGUUUAUUGUGCGCGCGUUCUGUGCGGUGUUGAAUGUGAGAGGUGCGUUUUAUCAGCAUUCCACGCGCGGUUGUAAUGGAUAUUUAUUGUGGUGGCGCGCGAGAGAGCUGCCAUCUGUUGAGCGCGGCGUGAAGCUAUACUUACGAUCGGGAACAGAGAUGGGCUGUUAAUUUAUGCCGAACUAUGUAGAUGCUUUGUUACUUGUAUCUUGUUGCGGCGGUGGCGCCGCGGCUUCAGAGUUCAGACGACUGUCGGAGGGUAGGUGAGGAUGAAAUAAAACGGAGCCCACCAACAGA
Amphibalanus amphitrite is the source of this 5334-nucleotide messenger RNA. RefSeq lists its product as uncharacterized. Lineage: Eukaryota; Metazoa; Arthropoda; Thecostraca; Balanomorpha; Balanidae. Gene Ontology annotation, cellular component: spindle. Gene Ontology annotation, molecular function: protein binding. The coding region runs from base 810 to 4976 and encodes 1388 amino acids. The transcript has 19 exons. The record is from RefSeq and is a predicted model, not a curated record. Gene Ontology annotation, biological process: signal transduction; establishment of mitotic spindle orientation; regulation of establishment of bipolar cell polarity.